Molecule: messenger RNA, 1635 nt
Organism: Verticillium nonalfalfae
Lineage: Eukaryota; Fungi; Ascomycota; Sordariomycetes; Glomerellales; Plectosphaerellaceae
Exons: 3
Coding region: 1-1635 (544 amino acids)
Molecular function (GO): oxidoreductase activity, acting on the CH-CH group of donors; flavin adenine dinucleotide binding
Source: RefSeq, a predicted model, not a curated record
AUGUCCAAGACCUUCUCCACAAGCGACGUCGCGUCGCACAACAAGCCCGACGACCUGUACAUCAUUGUCGACGGCGACGUCUACGACCUGACCAAGUUCCAGGAUGACCACCCCGGCGGCAAGAAGAUCAUCCAGCGCGUGGCCGGCAAGGAUGCUUCGAAGCAGUUCUGGAAGUACCACAACGAGGGCAUCCUGAAGAAGUACCAGGCCAAGCUGCAGGUCGGCUCCCUCGACUCCAAGCCCAAGCCCGUCGAGCCCGCCCCCGUCGCCGCUGCGCCCCAGCCCACCAAGGCCGUUGUCAAGAAGGCCGCGCAGGAGGCUGCGCCGGUCGACGAGUCGGAGCCCUUCGACCCCUACGGCAGCCUCAUCCCCUUUGCCGACCCCAGUUGGUACCAGUCUUUCCACUCUCCCUACUACAACGAGACGCACGUCGCGCUGCGCAACGAGGUGCGCAAGUGGGUGGACGAGGAGAUUGAGCCCUUCGUCAGCGAGUGGGACGAGGCCAAGCUCGUCGACCCCAAGAUCUACAAGGCCAUGGGCCAGCGCGGCUACCUCGCCGGCCUCCUCGGCAUGCACUACCAGACCCAGUACAGCCCGAAGACGGUCGACGCCGUGCCGCCUGAGAAGUGGGAUCUGUUCCACGAGCUCAUCCUGACCGACGAGCUGUCGCGCCCCGGCUCUGGUGGCUUCGUCUGGAACAUCAUCGGCGGCUUCGGCAUUGGCUGCCCGCCGCUGGUCAAGUUCGGACAAAAGGCUCUCGUGGACCGCAUCCUGCCCGGCAUCCUCGCCGGUGACGAGCGCAUCUGCCUGGCCAUCACGGAACCCGACGCCGGCUCUGACGUUGCCAACCUCUCGUGCGAGGCCAAGCUGACGGAAGAUGGCAAGCACUUUAUCGUGAACGGCGAGAAGAAGUGGAUCACCAACGGAAAGUGGGCCCGCUAUUUCACUACCGCGGUACGUACCGGCGAGCCCGGUAUGAACGGCGUCAGCUUGCUGCUCAUCGAGCGUGACUUUCCCGGCGUCACGACGCGUCAGAUGGACUGCCAGGGCGUGUGGUCGAGCGGCACGACGUACAUCACGUUCGAGGACGUCAAGGUGCCGGUCGAGAACCUGCUGGGCAAGAAGGACAGGGGCUUCCGAGCCAUCAUGACCAACUUCAACCAUGAGCGCAUCGGCAUCAUUAUCCAGUGCCUGCGCUUCUCUCGCGUCUGCUACUCCGAGUCGGUCUCGUACGCCUCGAAGCGUCGCACCUUUGGCAAGAAGCUCAUCGAGCACCCCGUCAUCCGCCUCAAGCUCGCCCACAUGGCGCGCCAGAUCGAGGCGUCGUACAACUGGCUCGAGAACCUCAUGUUCCAGUGCCAGAAGAUGGGGGAGACGGAGGCCAUGCUCAAGCUCGGUGGUGCCAUUGCCGGCCUCAAGGCUCAGUCCACCGUCACCUUUGAGUUCUGCGCCCGCGAGGCGAGCCAGAUCUUUGGCGGCCUCAGCUACUCCCGUGGCGGACAGGGAGGCAAGGUCGAGAGGCUCUACAGGGAUGUGCGUGCGUAUGCCAUCCCCGGCGGUAGCGAGGAGAUCAUGCUCGACCUGAGCAUCAGGCAGAGCAUGCGCGUCAACAAGGCGUUGGGAAUGAAGCUGUAG